UCUUGCCAGUUUUCUAAAUGGUCCUUCUGGGUUAGGCUCUGCAUAAUCAGGAAGUUUCAUUGCAAUUUCUGGUAUCUUUCUCCCCUUCAUAUUCUGCAUAUUCACGAAGCUGCAUUCCAAUUUCUGGAGACUCUAUGGUAUAAAAAGAAGCUCAUUUCAGUCUUCGAUCCUCAAUUCAUCUCCAGCCCCUCAGAAAGGUACUCCUUUGGUACUGCUCUCCAAUUGCAGGAUCAUAAUGCAGGCCGCUAAAGCUGCUAUUUGGGAUCCUCUUUGUCAUUAUCUGAAUUCGAGUGAAACACGAACGAAGAAGCCUAAAAAAAAGAAAGUUGACAAAUCGAACCAAUGCUUGAUCAAAUCAGUAACACGUGUACGUUUGUGGAAUUCCAAUGCUUUUGAUGCUUUGGAGAGUAGAAAGCCAAUCCUGGGGAAUGUUAUGGAAGCAUUAGCUGAUCCUGAUACUCACUUAAUUGGAGUUUAUGGUUUAGAUGACGAGAUCAAAGACACUUUACUUCAAAGAGUUUACAGAAGAAUUCAAAAAGAUAAUCUGUUUGAUCUGGUUCUUACUGCAACGGUAACAAGAAAACCUGAUGUGAAGAAAGUUCAAGAUGAACUUGCAAGUCAGCUAGGGUUCACUUUUAGACAGAAGUCCAUAGAUAAAAGGGCCAACGAGCUGAUUCAUAGGAUCAAGAAGGAGCACAAGAUUCUGAUUGUACUUUGUGAUCUCUACGAGAGGCUUGACUUGGGUAAGGUUGGAAUUCCAUAUGGCAUAGAUCACACAGGUUGCGAGAUAUUAAUCACUUCUACAACUGAAGAUGUGCUAUCCAAUCACAUGCAUACCCAGAAGAGUUUCAUGGUCUGAUGAUUCUCUUAAUGUAUAAACGCUUUAAGCUUUUGCUGAGAGUUACCGGAUCAUAUAUGUUAUAAGGGGCUUAUUGAUUAUAUGUUUGCUCUUUUUUUC
Neltuma alba is the source of this 958-nucleotide messenger RNA. Its product is annotated as probable disease resistance protein At1g61300. NCBI's taxonomy places the organism in Eukaryota, Viridiplantae, Streptophyta, Magnoliopsida, Fabales, Fabaceae. The transcript has 2 exons. The coding region runs from base 236 to 859 and encodes 207 amino acids. Gene Ontology annotation, molecular function: ADP binding. The record is from RefSeq and is a predicted model, not a curated record.